Molecule: messenger RNA, 795 nt
Organism: Rhodofomes roseus
Lineage: Eukaryota; Fungi; Basidiomycota; Agaricomycetes; Polyporales; Fomitopsidaceae
Exons: 1
Source: RefSeq, a predicted model, not a curated record
AUGAUAAAAACCGCAAAGAAGCAUAAAGCAUGCUUCGCAGCCAUCAAACUGAGCAAAGAAGUAAAAGCCAAUCUCCCCGCAUGGUACCACAUCAGUGCAGAUAAACAAUUGCACCGUCUGAACAACACAAGAUUAAGUACAUGCCUCAGAGAAACGCAUAAAGUGGAACUGGUAGCAGAUCUCGUAAUGGUACACCAACACUCACCUAUAAAUCAAUCAGCCAGCCAACAAGCCGAAUGCGAGUGUCCAAAAUGUAUAGACGCAAGGAGGAGAGGGUGCCGCAACCCAGAAGGCUGCAGGGAAGCAGCAGGCAGACUAUUAAACAAUCUAUCAGCAAAAUGGAACCCCUCGGCGGAACCAGAAGCAGAUAACCUAACACUGACGAAAAAGAGGAAGGAAAAGAAUAUGAAGGCCAUAGAAGAAGGCGGACAGGCUAUAUUCGACCCAUCCCUAACAUUACGAGGGGGAGUGGCGGAAGCAUUCCGCGUCUUCACCGACGCGCCCACCCUAAACAACCCGCCGGCAAUAAGACAAAAGGUCGGCAGAACAGUAGAGCAAGAAGCAAGCACCGUCUACGUAAUAGCGGUCUCACCGCCCCCAUCAACAAGAGACCCAAAUGAACAGCUACCCCACGAGAUGGGCUUCACCUCAUACGGAACCGGAAACCCAAGGAACAACCUAAUAAGAGCACCAAAAAGCACUCACCCAACCUCAAGAGACCGAGGAGAACUAGCUGCCGCGAUAAUAGCAGCACGGAGCACGCCAAAGGACGUGCCUCUCCACCUAGUCGGCGAG